CUGGCUGGCUGGCGGGCGAGCGGCGUCGCCAUGUCGCACGGCCACAGCCACGGAGGGGGCGGCUGUCGCUGCGCCGCCGAACGCGAGGAGCCGCCCGAGCAGCGCGGCCUGGCCUACGGGUUGUACCUGCGCAUCGACCUGGAGCGACUGCAGUGUCUCAACGAGAGCCGCGAGGGCAGCGGCCGCGGCGUCUUCAAGCCGUGGGAGGAGCGGACCGACCGCUCCAAGUUUGUGGAAAGUGAUGCUGACGAAGAGCUUCUGUUUAAUAUUCCAUUUACGGGCAAUGUCAAGCUCAAAGGCAUCAUCAUUAUGGGAGAGGACGAUGACUCACACCCCUCGGAGAUGAGACUGUACAAGAAUAUUCCACAGAUGUCCUUUGAUGAUACAGAGAGAGAGCCAGAUCAGACCUUUAGUCUGAACCGAGAUGUCACCGGAGAAUUAGAGUAUGCUACAAAGAUUUCCCGGUUUUCAAAUGUCUAUCAUCUUUCCAUUCAUAUUUCAAAAAACUUUGGAGCAGACACCACAAAGAUCUUUUAUAUUGGCCUGAGAGGAGAGUGGACUGAGCUUCGCCGGCAUGAGGUGACCAUCUGCAAUUAUGAAGCGUCAGCCAACCCAGCAGACCACCGCGUCCAUCAGGUCACCCCACAGACACAUUUCAUUUCUUAAGGGCCAGCCGGGGCUCCGUCAGAUGUGCCAUUAGUGAAGAUGUGCGACCACCUGCUGGGAAGGACAGUGGAGGCUCCAGCAAGAGUUGCCCGCCACAGCCUCGGCCAGGCUCUGUCUGGGGUUGCUGCAGGGUCCUGGCCUGUGGACACCGCCUCACCACCAGGAGCCGUGUGGGUGCCAAGGGACGGUCGUUCUCUACGGCACUGCAGAAACUGGGGCUUAGGCUUGGUGGCAUCUGGCAGUCAUGAAUAAUGCUUACUUUUCCAGUCAGUGUGGCCAUGGGAUCCCAGUGUCUUGUUGUUUGUGACAGGUUUUUUGUGUGAUCUUAUCUUUUUUAAAAAAGGAAGCUUCCUCGGCUGCAGGAAUCCUUCUGAAACCCGAGCUUUGUAUUUGUGUUAG
Messenger RNA from Acomys russatus (golden spiny mouse), 1065 nucleotides. It is a transcript of the gene Pithd1, whose product is annotated as PITH domain containing 1. The coding region runs from base 31 to 666 and encodes 211 amino acids. Gene Ontology annotation, cellular component: nucleus. The transcript is spliced from 6 exons. The record is from RefSeq and is a predicted model, not a curated record. NCBI's taxonomy places the organism in Eukaryota, Metazoa, Chordata, Mammalia, Rodentia, Muridae.